UAAUUCAGUUUCUCUCAAACGACCACCUCUCAGUGCUUACAUCUCCAGUUCUCACUCACUCUCACUCGUUCUUAAACAGUCACCGCUGUUAACUAAUCAAAAUUAAACUUGAUUAAGAUCUUACUUAAUAAAAAAUGUCUUGGUUAGCUUCUCUGAAGAUUGUCCUGAUUUUGAGCGGCUUUGUGGCGUGGGCUCUGGCCAUGAAGAUCUCCGUUCCGAUGGCGGCGGAGUUCGUAGCCUCUAACUUUUCGGUCAUGUGCUCCUCAUUCCGAUUCUUGCUCCGCCCUCCGUACCUCUACGUCCUCGUCAACGGCAUCAUCAUCACCAUCGCCGCUUCCUCCAGAUUCGACGGCCACGGCAGGUCGCCUCAGCCGAAGCUUCAACCGGAGUCGGAGGUGAGCGUUUCGGAUCCGGCGGUGGUUUACGCGCCGAUGUAUCGAGAGCCGAAGGUUCAUAAGCUGACGUCUGCGGUUGUGAUCAAACCGGGGUCGGAGGCGGUUUACCAACCGAGGUAUCGAGAGCCGGAGGUUGUUCAUGAGCCGACGUCUGCGUUUGUGAGCAAUGGCUACGUAGAAGAAGCAAAGCCUGCGGUGGCUGAGAAUAAAGAUGAUCGCGAAUACGAAGAUAAGCUUGUGAUCUCGCCGCCGAAGAGUAUGGUGGAGUCCGAUGAUAUCGCUUUGCCGGUGGAGAAACCUCUAGUUUCGGCGAGACACAGUCGCCGGAAACCGGCUAGAUCCAGUCGCCGUAAACCGGCUAGAUCCAGUCCUGAAGGUGGGGAGCCUUUGAUAGUGGUGAAGCCAAAGCAGUACGACACGCUGGAGAGCACGUGGAAGGCGAUAACGGAAGGUCGGUCGAAUACGUUGAGCAGGCGCAUGGAGAAGUCCGAGACGUUGCAGAACUGUGGCCGUCAGUUAAACGUUGACUUGACGUCGGCAGGGGACACGCCAGUGAUGGCGAAGGCAGAGACGUUUAAGGACCGAAGCAACCAGAAACUGAGACGUGCAGCCGCCGUGGAUGGAAGUGGAGGGAGGCUGAGGAAAGAGCCGUCGCUGAGUCAGGACGAGUUGAACCGCCGAGUGGAAGAGUUCAUAAACAAGUUCAAUGAGGAAAUGAGGCUGCAGAGACAAGAGUCUUUGAAUCAGUACAUGAAAAUGGUCAACCGUGGAAGCCAUUGAUACACAUACUUGCUCAAACUUUUUUCUUCCCCCCAAUAAUUUAAUAGGUUUUUUUUUAAUAUUAGAUUGGAAUUAAUUUUAACAAAAAGAAAAAGAUAAAGAUAAACAAAAUUACAAUUAGGGUUUAAUUGGGACUGUUUUUGUUUUUCGUCAUGGGGAAGGAAAUACGUGUGGGUCUGUAAAGCAAGAAACCUUUUUAUCUUGUUCGUUCUUUUUCGUUCUUUUUUACUGUAAAGGAAAGUUCGAAAUUUUAAAAGAGUGUACUUUAAUGUAAGCUUUUUGUUAUGUCAUGAUUUUGACUUCACUGAA
Messenger RNA from Malus domestica (apple), 1484 nucleotides. RefSeq lists its product as uncharacterized. Lineage: Eukaryota; Viridiplantae; Streptophyta; Magnoliopsida; Rosales; Rosaceae. The record is from RefSeq and is a predicted model, not a curated record.